AUGGUCAUUGAUAACCAAUACCAACAUCUUAUUGCGUGGAACUACACUGGAUCUUCAUUUAUUGUUUGUAAUAUUAUGGAGUUCUCUCGUGAUGUUCUUCCCAAGCAUUUUAAGCACAAUAACUUUUCAAGUUUUGUAAGACAACUCAAUAUGUAUGGAUUUCACAAAGUCAAUAAAUCUCCCAGAGGUCACCGAACUUUGGCUGAAAACCAGAUAUGGGAAUUUUCCCACCAAAAGUUUCUUCGUGAUAGAGCAGAUCUUCUGGACGAUAUUAAACGAAAA
Messenger RNA from Phycomyces blakesleeanus NRRL 1555(-), 282 nucleotides. RefSeq names its product heat shock factor-type transcription factor. Lineage: Eukaryota; Fungi; Mucoromycota; Mucoromycetes; Mucorales; Phycomycetaceae. The transcript has 2 exons. Gene Ontology annotation, molecular function: DNA-binding transcription factor activity; sequence-specific DNA binding. The annotation marks the transcript as partial. The record is from RefSeq and is a predicted model, not a curated record. Gene Ontology annotation, biological process: regulation of DNA-templated transcription.